Molecule: messenger RNA, 2139 nt
Organism: Chaetomium strumarium
Lineage: Eukaryota; Fungi; Ascomycota; Sordariomycetes; Sordariales; Chaetomiaceae
Product: fungal-specific transcription factor domain-containing protein
Exons: 4
Coding region: 335-2131 (598 amino acids)
Biological process (GO): positive regulation of transcription by RNA polymerase II
Cellular component (GO): nucleus
Molecular function (GO): zinc ion binding; transcription cis-regulatory region binding; DNA-binding transcription factor activity, RNA polymerase II-specific
Source: RefSeq, a predicted model, not a curated record
GCCCGCUUCGGGAAUAAUAAAUAAGAUAGCAUCCAGUCCAGCAGGCCGAAUACUUUUGCCUGGAUUGGGGCGACGCCGAUAACACCCCGCCCGGCUACCGGCGCGUGUUAUCUUUAUGGGUGGAUCCAGUAGAUCCAGGAGGCGAAGGCCUGGUUUCCCACUUCAACUCCUGCCGCCAUCGCACAUGGGGAAAGAACAACAAGGAGUCACGCGACAAAUCGGCAGCUGAUCAAACAUAGCAUCGCGUAAGACGAUUCGGGGUCGUUAUCUUUGUCCUUCUCAAUCUACGGUACUAGGCCUCCGGGAUACCAAAAUCAUCCCAACACAUCCGAAAAUGGGACAUGCCGCGCGGUCAAGAGACGUGCAUCCGAGGACUCGGGCCAGGGAACUCCGCAGCAGGAGUGGGUGCUGGAAGUGUCGAGAGAGACGCGUAAAAUGCCCAGAACAGAGGCCCAUCUGCGGGCACUGCAAGCGACUGGGGUUCGUGUGCGCAUACGACGUGCGCCUAAGCUGGCAGACUGCCGUCACCCCCCAGGCCGGGCCCCGAGGACGGAAGGCCGAGCCGACAGUGGAGCACUGGAUGUUCCUCAACACGACCAUCUUCGACUUCAUCGAUGCCGCGUGUGCCGAUAGUGGUAUCUCCCUGUGGGAUGAUGUCUCUUUGUGCGACGUAUCAAGCGUCUCGCCCUCGACUCCGGCGAAUAGUACUACUACUAGCACUACCAUCCACGAUGAUAGCUCGCUUUCUUCUCCGUGUCCGAGCACGCCGUCACAGCAAAUACAGGUGCGCCCAACAACCCGGUAUGCCGGCGACACUACUAGUACUAGGGGCCACUGGGACUCGACGAGUCACAUUAGCCCCUACUAUUACCUAUCGCCGCUUUCCAUGGACAGCGAAGACAGCUAUCUCUGGGAGUACUUUGCCACGUGUGUCACGCCUCACUGCUCGCUUGACGAGACGACGAACCCGUACCAGAAUGUCAUCCUGAGGGUUGCCGCCUCGUCGCCCCAUGGGCCACUCUUCCAGUGCAUCCUGGGCGCUUCGGCCAACCAGCUCUACAACCUCGGCCACGCAUCGUUCGGAGCCAAGAGCUGGCAGUGCCGGGCCAACGCGCUGGCGUUGUUGACAAGGGGCGUGACGGACGAAGCAUGCCGGGCUGACAUGGAUUCGUCGUCGCGCUUGGAUCCCGACUCGGCAGCGCAGUUGAUCGGCUCGGCUGUCAUGCUCUGCUUCUCGGAGAUCCUGCAAGACUGCUCCCAGACGUGGACGGCCCAUGCCAGCUUCGCGCUAUCGUAUCUGCAGAAGUACGAGGCCGGGCUCGAGGACGUUGCGCCGGUCCUCCACGAGCUCGCACACUUUGCCGUCGCCUACUUCACAUACCACGUGGCCCUGGCCUCCACGGCCUCCAUGACGGCCGCCUCGCAAAGGCCGCCCCUCCUUCCCCUGCGGCGAGCUAUCACAACAAGCCACCACGAGUCCCACUCCAGGACAAGGACGACACUCCAGUCACUGACGGGCUGCUCAGACCGGCUGCUCGACCUGAUCUCGGCCAUCACUCAGCUGUCGCACGAAAGGGAGAGGCUGCACCCCCUGCCAGUGCCCGACUUCCAAUCCCGCCGCGACGACAUCGAGCGGGAACUCCAUGUCCUGCGUCAAGAUCAACCACUACUACCAGUAGAAAUAAUAACAACACAUUCAUCCCCGCCAGGCUCCGAACAGGGACAGGGGCAGGAACAGAGACAGUUCGACGAGGUCGCCGAGCUCAAGCGGCUUACCACGCUCCUGUACCUGUACGCGCGCCUCGACAACGCCGGGCCGCGGGAGCCGCACGUCAUGCGCCUCACGGCGGGGAUUCUCGGCAUGCUGCCGCACAUCUCGCUGCGGACCAACACCACCCUGUGGUCGCUGUUCAUGGUGGCUACCCUGGGUGUGAGGCCCGAGAGCGACGGGGACCGGAAGCUGGUCAUGGAGCGGCUGACGGCGCUGCAGAGGACCAGGGAGCUGGGAAAUGUGCGCAUGGCGAGGCUAGUCAUUGAGGAUGUCUGGAAGCGGAGGGAUCUCAGGCCCGAGUGUGCGAACGUGGGGUGGGGGGUGUUGAAGGGCCGGGAGGGGGCUAUUAGCUUGGCGUAGGGUACAGG